This is a messenger RNA of Amaranthus tricolor (Joseph's coat), 1768 nucleotides long. RefSeq names its product glycerol-3-phosphate acyltransferase 5-like. Bases 29 to 1768 code for a protein of 579 amino acids. Lineage: Eukaryota; Viridiplantae; Streptophyta; Magnoliopsida; Caryophyllales; Amaranthaceae. The transcript is spliced from 5 exons. The record is from RefSeq and is a predicted model, not a curated record. Gene Ontology annotation, biological process: cutin biosynthetic process. Gene Ontology annotation, molecular function: glycerol-3-phosphate 2-O-acyltransferase activity; phosphatase activity. Gene Ontology annotation, cellular component: membrane.
CAAAAUUUCCCAACUUAAUAGAUAAUCAAUGAACUCAGUAGUAGCAGAAUUUGAAGGAAUACUUGUGAAAAACCCGGACCCGUUUUCGUAUUUCAUGCUUAUAGCAUUCGAGGCUUCGGGUCUUACCCGAUUCACGAUACUUCUCCUAUUGUGGCCCGUUAUUCGGUUUCUUGACUUGAUUGGCAUGCAUGAUCUUGGGUUUAAACUAACCAUUUUUAUUUCGGUUGUAGGGAUUCGGAUAUCCGAAAUUGAAUUCGUUGGUCGAUCCGUUUUGCCUAAGUUUUAUAUGGAUGAUGUUGAUAUAGAAGCUUGGAGGUUGUUUAAUCAAUAUGGUAAGAAAGUUGUGGUGACUAAAACUCCUAGGGUUAUGGUGGAGAGGUUUGCUAAAGAGCAUUUAAAGGCUAAUGAUGUUAUUGGAAAUGAGUUGAUUGUCAAUCGGUUCGGAUUCGCAACAGGUUUUAUUAUGGAUGUUGGGUCAGUUUCGGAUCGAGUUGUAAGAUUGUUUGGUAAUGAGACACCUUCUUUAGGGUUAGGAAGGUGCAAUAGUGAUGAUUAUAGAAAAUUCAUGUCACUUUGCAAGGAACAAGGCCAUGCACCAUUUACCUUGCUUCCCAACAAUCACCGUAACCUAGACCGUCCAUUGCCGGUGAUCUUCCACGAUGGUCGGUUAGUGAAGCGGCCAACGCCCUUCACCGCGUUAACAAUCCUCUUAUGGAUCCCUAUAGGUAUAGUCCUAGCCAUAAUACGAAUGUUAAUGGGUCUAGUCUUACCAAUAUGGACGAUGAUCCCUUAUGUGACCACCGCUUAUGGUGGGAUCGUACGAGUUAAGGGCAAGCCACCGUCCCCACCGUCUGAUCCUAAUGGCUCUAGCGGUGGAGUCCUCUUCGUAUGCAAUCACCGAACCCUAAUGGACCCAGUCGUUCUUUCCUACGUACUAGGCCGUAGAAUCUCGUCCGUUUCAUAUUCUAUUUCUAAGGUAUCUGAAAUACUUUCACCCAUUCCGAUAAUCCGCAUAACACGUAUUCGUCAUAUUGAUGCCGAAAAAAUUAAAAAGGAGUUAAAAAAAGGGGAUGUAGUGGUAUGUCCCGAAGGAACAACUUGUAGGGAACCUUUUCUAUUAAGGUUUAGUCCGUUAUUUGCCGAGUUAACUGAUAAAAUUAUUCCCGUAGCUCUAAAUUAUAGUGUUGGAUUCUUUCAUGCAACCACUGCCCGUGGGUGGAAGGGUUUGGACUCAUUUUUCUUGUUCAUGAACCCUAGACCGGUUUAUGAGGUGACCUUUUUGAAUCAGUUACCGGAUGAGGCAACUUGUUCAGCCGGUAAAAGUCCCCAUGACGUGGCAAAUUACGUCCAACUUUUAUUAGCUGCUACUUUAGGAUUCAGAUGUACCAACUUUACAAGAAAAGACAAGUAUAAAUUGCUGGCAGGAAAUGAUGGAACGGUUUCGCGUCGGGCCAAGAGACCAUGGCUUGUUAGCCCGAACAAGAGUUUACUUUGGCCUGAUCGCAAAGGUGUGGAUUCAAAUAUGAAGAGUGAUCCAAUUCUAGAUCGGCUUGGGAUCGCUUCCAAGAAUCAUGUUCCCAUCACUCUCGUCUUUUAUUUUAUCUCAACCCUUGUUUUGGUUAAUGUGGUUCUUCUGCAGGUAGUUUUUGAUCUUCAGUAUUCCUUCUCAAGGGAGUACGAGUAUGAAUUGUCAGUCACCUUCCGUCACUCAGACCCUAUUUUCGAGCGAGAUAUUGGGUUGAUGAUGAUGGUGAAUGUUUAUGAGUGA